UUACAGAAUACGAGUUUUACAUGUGUCCAUACGGCAUGACUUCGAGGGUCGUUAUGUCCAAUGAAGACCUGAUUUCUGUGGACUAUGAAAUUUUUGGCAGAGUACAAGGUGUAUUUUUUCGUAAAUACACUCAAGCUGAAGGGAAGAAACUUGGUCUCGUUGGAUGGGUCCAAAACACAGAAGCAGGGACUGUCCAGGGGCAGCUACAAGGUCCACGCAGCAAAGUGAAAGAAAUGCAAGAAUGGCUGAGAUCCACGGGGAGCCCCAAUUCACACAUAACUAAGGCGGAGUUUAGCAAUGAAAAAGUAGUUCAAAGCCUGGAACACUCAUCUUUUAACAUAGUAAGAUAAAAUUACCUCUUGACUGUGCCUCUAAUAUUAACAUGGAUGAAAAUUAUUUAUUUAUUUCGUUUUUUUUAAUUUAUAAGUUGUAUUUAAACAACUGGAGUCAAGUAUACAUAUGUAUACCUUAUGUGUUGGAGCUUUAUUAACUUCCAAUAUAAUAUAUUACUAAUACUAUGAAUAUAAUUACAUUAAUAAAUGUAAAAAAAAUAAAAUAAAAUCCUCCAGUAUGCCUAU
Molecule: messenger RNA, 578 nt
Organism: Cololabis saira (Pacific saury)
Lineage: Eukaryota; Metazoa; Chordata; Actinopteri; Beloniformes; Belonidae
Gene: acyp1
Product: acylphosphatase 1, erythrocyte (common) type
Exons: 3
Coding region: 21-350 (109 amino acids)
Molecular function (GO): acylphosphatase activity
Source: RefSeq, a predicted model, not a curated record